Molecule: messenger RNA, 1170 nt
Organism: Penicillium mononematosum
Lineage: Eukaryota; Fungi; Ascomycota; Eurotiomycetes; Eurotiales; Aspergillaceae
Product: RUS1 family protein
Exons: 4
Coding region: 1-1170 (389 amino acids)
Source: RefSeq, a predicted model, not a curated record
AUGACUAUCUCCCGAGUCGGUGUCGGCAACGCCAACGCCUCUCCAACCUCCGCACUACUCCUACACAUCCUGCAAGAUAUAUCGGGCCGCAUUGCAACAAUCUGCUUCGCCCACCGCAUCGGCACAGCCCUCGAGCCAGAAUGCAAAACCUACCGACUAGCAGCAGACGUCUUCAACGACAUCGCCAUGGUCCUCGACUGUCUCUCGCCAGGUGUUCCCGCCGGACCGGCGCGGGUGGCUGUUCUCAGCACGGCCGGUGUCCUCAGGGCCCUCUGCGGCGUAGCUGGAGGUAGCUCGAAGGCGAGCUUGAGUGCUCAUUUUGCGAAAUGGGGGGAAUCUGGCGGAGCUGAAUGCCACUCAUCUCAGGAGACUGUCAUUUCUCUUUUCGGCAUGCUGGUCGGAUCCGUAGUCAUAUCCCACAUAACCAACUUCAGCACAACCUGGCUCAUCCUCCUAACCCUCCUAGCCCUGCAUCUAAGCAUGAACUACGCCGCCGUGCGCGCCGUACAAAUGACAAGUCUAAACCGCCAGCGCGCGAACAUCGUCUUCUCAACACUCUUCGACUCAGACAGGAGUCUAGCACUAGCUCUAGAUCCUGAACUCGAUCCUACGCCAAGCCUAUCUAAAACCAAAAACGAGUGGACAGUCCUCACACCAGCACAGGUAUCCAAGCACGAGCGCAUCUUCCACCGAGACGGGGCAUUACAGUGGACGCAGCACUCAACGCAUACAACCCAACAUCUCGGAUCCGCACAGAUAGGCGUGUCCAUGUCUACUUUCCUCGGUUCCGUGUCUGGUACAUCAUUCCCGCGCACCCUCCCGCUACAGCGACUUGCGGCUGUUUUUGCCAAUGAGUCCUAUAUAUUAUUUCUCGUGCCGUUGACAAGUGGAGGGAAUGUGAAAUGGCAUGCUUCGAUUCUCCUGAAACGGGGCUGUACUGUUGAGCAUCAGUUGAAGGCGUGGGCUCAUGCUUUGCUAGCUGCAAGGGUUCUGGUCCGGAUUUCAACGGGCUCUUCUGUUGAUGCUGUUCUCGCUGUCGUGGAGCGGACUCUUGGGUUGUUGAAUGCUAAUGCGCGCUUUGAGAGAUAUCUCACGGAGCUGGGUGGUGUUGGGUGGGAUGUUGAUAUUGCGGCUUUGGAGACGAGGGCUGGACGGAGGAUUGAGCAUUGA